Molecule: messenger RNA, 1711 nt
Organism: Scleropages formosus (Asian bonytongue)
Lineage: Eukaryota; Metazoa; Chordata; Actinopteri; Osteoglossiformes; Osteoglossidae
Gene: hirip3
Product: HIRA interacting protein 3
Exons: 8
Coding region: 70-1533 (487 amino acids)
Cellular component (GO): nucleus
Source: RefSeq, a predicted model, not a curated record
ACAGCACGUGCGCGAACGCGGGAGCGAGGGCUACACGAGCUGCGCAGGAGCGGAAGGCCGCGCGCCGCUAUGGUGUCCGAGGCGCUGCGCAUGAGGAGCUUCGUAGUGAAGCAGCUGUGCGAGUGUCCGGAUCUCAGUACACUGACCCAGCGGAAGAUUAGGGAGCUGUACUCGGCGCAUCGCCGCGUUGAUUCGCUCAGCCACGAAGACACGCAACUGCUGAAGCGAAUCGUGGAGGAGGAGCUGCUGAAGGUGGAGGAUGGCGACAGCAGUGAUGAUGAACCACUCUCUGAGAAGCCCAUUUCCAUGUGCUCCAGGAACCUGAAAAGGAAGUGCGAGGUAGAGGAAAAGGCAGCUGGAAGGCGUGUGGAGGAUGUGGGGAAGAAGAGGUUGCGAGUCAACAGAAAAGACCCAGACUCUCCAGAUUCUGGAACAGAAAGAGUCAGAAAGGCAACGAGCGUUAAAGAGGAGGCUCCCGCUGAUACGGAAAGUGAUGAAGAGGAGUCAUCAAUGGUGGCUAAAACAGAACGGCAGGCAGAAGCCAGCAAGAGUACGGUGAAGCGUGUCGUAGCCCAGCGCAGACGCAAGGUCACCAAACGGAGGCUUGACGAGGUGGUCGUUGACAGCGAAGAGGAUGUGUGGAAGAAACCAAGUGUGAAGAAACAGAGAGUGGUGGUGGUAGACAGUGAGGAUGAGGACGCUACAGAGCACACCUCGGAAGAUUCGGACAAAGAAGAACAGACAGAAAAGAAAAGGGGGAAGUCGAACUGGGGGAGCACUCAGCUGGAGAGCGAAGAGGAGGAGAAUCAUCCGGAAAUGAAGAAUAAAGGAAGCGGCCUGCCGAGGUGCCCAAGAUCAAGUUCAGGACGUGGCGGUGACUUCAACACUGAGAUAGAAGGUUCAGGAGGAGCCGGGGAGAAUGGAGGAAGGGGCAGCGCACCACAAACUGUAGAAGUGAGGGCUGAGGAGGAGACCAAGGUGGGUCCAGGAGGCCUCUCGGACUCCUCUUCCCUUCCGUCGUUUGAGGAGGGAGUCAGGGGCACAGCUAAGUCACAACAAGUAAAAAAGAAGAUGAAAGCGCUGGAGGGCACAGGUUGCGUGAGGGAAAGGAAGGCUGAAGAGAACAGGAUGGUGUCCAAACUGAAGCGCUACAUCACCCUCUGUGGCGUCAGGCGGAACUACAAGAAGCUCCUCGAUGGCUGUCGCUCUGUGAAGUCGCAGGUCGCUGUGCUGAAGAGGGAGCUGGAGGAGCUUGGGGUUGUAGGGCAGCCGUCUGUGGAGAAGUGUAAGAAGGCCCGGCUGAAGAGGGAGGAGGCUGAGGAGCUGGCCGAGCUGGACGUCGCCAAUAUCAUAACCACACAAGGUCGCACCCGCAGGAGGACAGCGUCGCAGUGGCCACCGGCUCAGGCCUCUGCUUGCCCAGAACCCCCUUACAAACGGGCGCUGGGCUCCGAUUCGGACAGCGAGGAGGACGUCCAGCCCGACUGGAGCAAUCUGCAAGGGAUCAUCACCGAUGGCGGAGAGAGCGAGUGAGGUCGUUCAGCAGCAUUUCUCUCCGUGUCAAGCAGGGGUUCUUUUAUGUGCCACGAUGAGUUUCUCAUCAUUUAUACCUAUGGAUAUUUUUCUAUGCUUUUGUGUGACAUGUUAAAGAAUUUUAUAUGAAUGUAAUUGCCUGAAAGUGCUCUUUGUACAUUAAACAUUCCCUAAGCUG